AUCACAGCAGAUAUUACAGGAAAUUGCCUCACUGACCUCCAGACGCGAAGCAGCCAGAAGAACCGUAGAUGGCGCUAAUAGCACACGAGUUUGUAUUCGUUCCACUGGCGCAGAGUGCAGGCCAUGAACUAUACUGUGUAAACAACUAAAUUCUGGAUGUGAAGGCUUUUUGGGCAUGCAGUAACGUAAAUUAUUAGAAACGAGCAACUUGAUGUUAUCAAGUAGUUAUAGUUUAAUAGUUUAUUUUUAUGGUGUUGCUUCAUAUAUUAGCAGUUAUCAGUGACAUGUUUUAACCUUCUGAAUUAAUCUCAAUUACAAUGUGGAGGACUGCAAAACUACAAAAAAAGAAACAAAAAGACAAGGCUAUAGUCAGUAUUUCAGAUACAUGAGCCAUGCAUUGUAUCUGUUUGAUAGUAGGUUAGUUGAUUAGCCGAGCGAAUCCGUAAGUGGCCGAGAAUUGCCGAAUCAUCUGUCCUGCCCGGACUGCUGGAAGCGGCCGCAACGCCAUGUUGGCGAAGUCUCUCAUCUCUGUGAGAAAAAAAUGAUAGAAAACACACUUGUCGAGAAGAAAAGGUAGAUCGCCGAGGGAGGUUGAACAUCGUGGCGAUUAUUUAUUUUGAAAGAAACGAACCGAGCCGGAUCCGCAAAGGCUCCGGACGGGCGAGGGAGGCUAAACCUCCCACCGUCCCCAUGAAUAGCACCGCUGAUCCGAACAGCGACUUUCCAUGAAAAAAGACGUUUGUGUUGCUAUUCGAGCUUCGUUAUUCCAGUUCGUUAAAGGGAUUUGGGGCCUGCUUCAAGAAUCUGCUACGCCUGCUCUAUGCAUGCAAGCUAGGCGUUUUUGUAUCAGUAUUUAUUAAGGUAUUGUUUUUAUUUGUUGAUUUUUUUUGCGAUGAGUUUGCCACCGAAAGUGGUCCCCAAACCCGCCGCUGUCGCAGUUAGCGGACCUGGAAGUGGCCCCUCUCCGUCGAGCCAACUGCGGGCUACACUGACCUCCGUGUCUCUGCCGCCGGGAGCCCCAACAGCUCCUCAGCCCGGCGCUGUACCUCCAACUCAAAUCCCACGGGUUCAGCCAUCACUGGACGAACGAAUCUUCCCCACACCGCCUACAGUCUACAACAUACCCAGGCAUGCUGCUCCUUACCCUGCUCACGACAUCACAAAGGGACACCCUAGCUUGGCGGGCACCCCGCCCGGUCAUGCCCACUCCCCGGCGCUCUCUCAGGUAUCAGUACCCACAGCUUCCCCAUAUCGCUACCCUAAGGGCUGGGAGGCAGGUGGAGGGUCUCCAUACAACCCUGGACAAAAUGCUGGUUCUGCACCUUUAGUGUACUCUGCCCAGACACAGCCAAUGAAUGCACAGCCACAAAGUCGCCCGUUUGCCACGGGCCCUCGACCAACCCACCAUCAGUUUUUCCAGAGGACCCAGAUGCAGACUGCGAGGCCCUCCAUCCCUACAAACACACCCUCCAUACGGCCUGGCUCACAGACUCCCACAGCGGCUGUCUACCCCACUAACCAACCACUCAUGAUGACCAUGACACCCAUGCCUUUCCUUUCCCCACAGGCUUCACAGUACUACAUCCCACAGUAUCGCCACAGUACGCCCUACGUGGGACCUCCUCAGCAGUAUUCUGUACAGCCUCCAGGGUCUGGCACCUUCUAUCCUGGUCCAGGGCCAGGGGAGUAUCCUGCCCCAUAUCAUCCCCUCAGGUACCACCCACCUGUUUCACCCUCUGUUCCUGCUCCCGUUCCCACUGCUGGGCCACCCUACUACCCAGGACAGACUGUGUACCCCCCCUCACCCCCAAUCAUAGUGCCUACACCACCGCAACCUCCACCAGCCAAGCGCGAGAAGAAAACAUCCUCCCAGAUCCGUAUCCGUGACCCCAAUCAAGGUGGCAGGGAUAUCACAGAGGAGAUCAUGGCAGGUGGUUCAGGGAGCAGGAACUCAACACCUCCUGUCGGUUGCCCCUCCUCUACCCCUACACCACCACAGCAGCUGAGCAGCAGCCAGACUCCAGAGCAGCAGCCACAGUCGCAGCCUCCUCAGCCACAGCAGGCCCAUCCUGGAAGUUACACGUUGGAGCCGCCGCAGCCGCAGCAGCCACUGACAACUGGGGCUUCAGAUACCAAACCAGGGCCAGAUGAUGCGCCAAAACUGGAGCCUGCUGUCCAGAAGUCUUCCUCACCUGGACUCGUACAGCCUGAAGCCCCUGAGGAGCGACUUGAGGCCAACGCUCCUGUAACUGAGCCCUGUUCUACUGUUGAACCUGCCUCAGUGGGCGCCCCUGCCACUCUGCCGCUUUCAGUGGCCAACAAAAGUGAACGGCCCUCAGUCAGGGAGUCCACUGCUUCAGCCUCUUCUCCCUCCCCCUCAGCUGGGGAGCAGAAACCUUCUUUGGCGCCACCUCAGACUCCCAUCACAGACAAGCCUCUUUCAGAUGCCCCACGAACUCCAGCUGCCUCGCCAGUACCAGCUCCCAAGGCUUUGAACGGCCUUGCGGACUCUGGGACCGAGCUAGACACCCCAGCUCAUGAGCCUUCUCUUCUAUCCACAGCUACACUCCAGCCCCAGGCCUCAGCUUCUGCUUACAGAGAGGCUUCCUCUUCUGAAGCUUUGCCCUCUGACGUGAGGCCAGAGGUGCCCAUUGCUGCUGCGCUCACCCCUAUGGCACCUGUGGCUGUUGUUCCAGUCACCCUGACCUCAAGCCCUGCCCCAGCUUUGCCAGUUAUGCUCCCCCCCGGCCUUCCGCCUCUAGUGCAGGCCACAACAGAGGCCGACGAGCUGAGCAAGUCCUUAGACAGUAAAGACCUUGUCCACAGAGUAGGAACAGAGGCACAUGCAGGCAUUUCUGACAGCAAAACAGACUCCCAGCAACAAGCACUCACCAGGAAGAGUCCCACUACAGUGAAUCAGACUGCUUCUGCUAUACCAAAGACCUGGAGGAAACCAAAUGAAGGGAUCUCUGCUGGAGAUGCACCUCAAAAGGAAGACGAGGACGAACCCAGGCCAACGGAUCAGCCUGCUGGAGACCAAGCCCCGCAGUCAGCUGCUCUGAGCAGCAGCCCGGUGCCCCUACCGCCAGUCUUCACCUCCACCCCUGCCCCAGCUCCUGCCUGCAGCCCUGAGGCUGAUAAGCCUGCUGCCCCAGAGGAGAACGGUGAGACUGAGAUGGAGCCCAUGAGGAAUGGGGCAGGCCACACUUCGGAGACGGAGAGCAGCGACAGUGGAGCCACUCCCGGAGAGAAGGAGAACUCCACAGGGGCUCCGCAGGACAUGGAAGACCUGACGGAGUCUAGUGGGAAGCGUCAGUAUGACAGAGACUUUCUGUUGGGCUUCCAGUUCAUGCCCGCCUGCGUACAAAAGCCUGAGGGGCUCCCGCCUAUCAGUGAUGUGGUGCUGGACAAGAUGAACCAAAACAAGUUGCCAUCUCGAGUUGUGGAUUCCAGGGCGAUUUCCAGAGGGCCUGAUUUCACACCUGCCUUUGCCGACUUUGGCAGGCAGAUGACUGGAGGACGAGGCGCUGCACUUAUGAACAUUGGGGUGCGGCGCCCUCCACCCAGGAAGAUCAUCAUGAACGUGUCGGUGAAUGAUGAUGUUCAGCUAAAAAAAUCGGAGAAUGCCUGGAAACCUGGCAUGAAGAGGGACGGCCCUGCAGAGGAUCCGGAGAUGCAGAAAACACAGGAGCUCUUCAGGAAGGUACGCAGCAUUCUGAACAAGCUGACGCCUCAGAAGUUCAACCAGCUGAUGAAGCAGGUGACGGACCUGACCAUUGACACAGAAGAGAGGCUCAAGGGGGUCAUCGACCUGGUCUUUGAGAAGGCCAUCGAUGAGCCCAGCUUCUCUGUGGCCUAUGGAAACAUGUGCCGCUGCCUUGCCACGCUCAAAGUGCCCAUGACAGACAAACCUAACAACACAGUGAACUUUCGCAAGCUGCUGUUGAACCGCUGCCAGAAGGAGUUCGAAAAAGACAAGGUGGACGAUGUAGUGUUUGAAAGGAAGCAGAAAGAGCUGGACUCUGCUGCAUCGGCGACGGAGCGUGAGAGGCUUCAGGAAGAGCUUGAGGACGCCAAGGACAAGGCGCGGCGGCGGUCCAUUGGCAACAUCAAGUUUAUUGGUGAGCUCUUCAAGCUCAAGAUGUUGACUGAAGCCAUCAUGCACGACUGUGUUGUCAAGCUGCUGAAGAAUCAUGAUGAGGAGUCUUUGGAGUGCCUGUGCAGGCUGCUCACCACCAUUGGCAAGGACCUCGACUUUGAGAAGGCCAAGCCUCGGAUGGAUCAGUAUUUCAAUCAGAUGGAAAAAAUUGUCAAGGAGAGGAAGACGUCGUCCCGGAUACGGUUUAUGUUACAGGACGUUAUAGACUUGAGAUUGCACAACUGGGUGUCCAGGAGAGGUGACCAGGGUCCGAAAACCAUCGAGCAGAUCCACAAGGAGGCCAAGAUUGAAGAGCAGGAGGAGCAGAGAAAAGUGCACCAGCAGCUGCUCUCCAAGGACAGCAAGAGACGGCCAGAUUCAAGAGAUCAGCGCGUGCAGAGAGAAGAGACCUGGAACACUGUGCCCAUGACCAAGAACAGCAGGACCAUCGACCCCACCAAGAUCCCAAAGAUCUCCAAGCCUCAAAUGGAUGAGAAGAUUCAGUUGGGUCCCCGGGCUCAAGUUACGUGGGUGAAGGGCAGCAGUGGAGGUGCCAAGGCCAGUGACUCGGAACUGUCGCGGACAGCUGGUCUCAAUCGUUACUCUGCGCUGCAGUCAACGCCUUCACCUCAGGCCCCCAACACUCCACCACAGAACCCAGACUUUGAUUCCAGGAGAACUCUGGGAAGUCGUAGCAGUACAGGUAGGGAACGCGGCGAGAAGCCACUGCUCUCCGGCCCGCCGUCAUCGCGGCCCGGACCGUUCAUCAGGGGAGGCAGUUCGAAGGAGCUGCUGGAGAGCCAGUCCCCAGACGAGCCGCGAAGAGAUCGAGAAGGAGCCGAGCCCAGGAGACCGAGCGUCACCGACGACAAAACGGAGCCAGAGCGCAGCAGAGUCAAGGAGCCUGUGAAACCUGAGCCAGUAGUCCAGACCCCGGACAGACCUGCUCUGUCUGAGGAAGAGAUAGAGAGGAAGUCUAAGUCCAUCAUUGAUGAGUUCCUGCACAUAAACGACUACAAGGAGGCCAUUCAGUGUGUGGACGAGCUCGAACUGGGCCCUCAGCUAAAUAUCUUUGUGCGUGUCGGGGUGGAGUCGACUCUGGAGCGCAGUCAGAUAACACGGGACCACAUGGGCCAGCUCCUGUUCCAGCUGGUGCGGCAGGGACUCCUGCCCAAAUCCGAAUACAGCAGAGGGUUUGCAUACACACUGGAACAAGCGGAUGACAUGGCCAUCGACAUUCCCCACAUCUGGCUGUACCUGGCCGAGCUGCUCAGCCCUGUGCUGAGGGAAGGGGGCUUCUCUAUGAGAGAGCUCUUUAGUGAAUUAAGGAAACCUUUGCUUCCUGUGGGAAGAGCUGGGAUCUUAAUUUCUGAAAUACUGCACAUACUAUGCAAACAAAUGAGCCAUAGGACUGUGGGUUCUUUGUGGAGGGAAUCUGGCCUCAGCUGGAGCGACUUCCUGCCAGAGGGAGAGGACGUCCAGGCUUUCAUCUCGCAACAGAAACUCCAGUUCGUUCUGUCGGACGGCUCCAGCCCUGAGACAGCUCUGUCUAAGAGGAUCUUGUCUCCUGAGGAGCUGAGCCAGCAAUUGGAGAGACUCCUCCUGGAGGAUAUGGCCAGUGACGAGCAGAUCUUUGACUGGGUAGAGGCAAACCUAGAUGAAUCUCAGAUGAGCUCGUCUCCCUUCCUGAGGGCUUUGAUGACAGCUGUGUGUAAGGCAGCAGUGAAAGAUGAUAACACCAACUGUCGAGUGGACACGGCCAUCAUCCAGAGGAGAUUGCCUGUAUUACUCAAGUACCUUAACUCAGACACUGAGCGACAGCUGCAAGCACUUUAUGCACUUCAGGCGCUGAUCGUCGCCCUCGAUCAGCCUCCAAACCUUCUCCGGAUGUUCUUUGACUGUCUGUAUGACGAGGACGUCAUCUCGGAGGAUGCUUUCUACAAGUGGGAGUCGAGCAAAGACCCUGCCGAGCAGCAUGGUAAGGGUGUGGCCCUCAAGUCUGUCACGGCCUUCUUCACCUGGCUGCGGGAGGCGGAGGAGGAGUCAGAAGAUAAUUGACGAGGGAGACACCAGAGGGACAUGACGUAGUAGAACUGCAUCCUUACAGAAGAACAAACAUUCAAAAUGGAUGUAUGGGCAGGACGACAUGUUUACGGCUGGAAUUUAUUUUCUGCGGUACGGUUCUGAAACAUGCCGCCAUUUUGAGUUUGGAUUCCAACGGCGGAAGCACUAAAUACUUGUAUUAUACAUAGAAAAUAUUUUUGUUUUAAAUUUUAACUUACUUUUCUUUUGUUACUUUUUAAGAAGAGACUUAAAAGAUACAUAGGUUCCGGACUCCUUAAUUUAUUAUUUUUUUAAGGACUGCAAAUAUGAAAGUUAUUUAACAUUUGCAGAUGCUCACAAAUGAGAACAUGACAGCAGAAAUAACAAUAUAAUUAAUUAUAAUAACAAAACCAUAAUUAUGAAAUGAAUAGCCUCCCUGGAUUCCACACUGUUUGGUUUAAAACAGGGUAAAACAAAAUUAUUUUGGGAUGAAGGGGAAGCAGAGAUAAAAAGGAGCUAUUAACGUUGUCUGUGUAUGACGUUUGAGGUCAGAGGUUAUUUCCUAUAACCAGGAAGUGUUUUCACUCGGUCUUGGCUUGCUCUACGUUGUUCAUGUACAUACGCCUCAUGAGAGGUAGAGGUAUGCAUUCAAAAGUGAUGCAAGUCAGUCCACAGAACUGUCAAAACAAAUGCAGAUGAACAAACUGGAUACAUUCAAAGGUUAUGAGCAAAAAUGCAUCUUCAAAAAGCAAAUGGCCAGGGUCGCUGAACAUGAAAUGCUUGUAAUAGUUCAGACCUACAGAGCAGAUUAAAGCUUGUAAAUACAUUAAAGAAAAAAAAAGGUA
Molecule: messenger RNA, 7026 nt
Organism: Scatophagus argus
Lineage: Eukaryota; Metazoa; Chordata; Actinopteri; Scatophagidae
Gene: eif4g3a
Product: eukaryotic translation initiation factor 4 gamma, 3a
Exons: 34
Coding region: 893-6196 (1767 amino acids)
Cellular component (GO): eukaryotic translation initiation factor 4F complex
Molecular function (GO): translation initiation factor activity; protein binding; mRNA binding
Source: RefSeq, a predicted model, not a curated record